Helianthus annuus (common sunflower) is the source of this 792-nucleotide messenger RNA. RefSeq lists its product as uncharacterized. The record is from RefSeq and is a predicted model, not a curated record. The transcript has a single exon. NCBI's taxonomy places the organism in Eukaryota, Viridiplantae, Streptophyta, Magnoliopsida, Asterales, Asteraceae. Bases 1 to 792 code for a protein of 263 amino acids.
AUGGAGAGAUGGCCAACGGCUUCGGUAACGGCGCUCAAUCGGGAUGUUUCAGAUCAUCGGCCAAGUCUGUUAUCCACUACUCCUUCGGAUUAUGGUCAUAUUCCGUUUAGAUGCUUUAAUUCCUGGAUGGAGAUACCGGGGUUUUCCGGCCUUGUGCAACAGGCGUGUCAUAUCUUUGUCUGUAAUGGUCCAGCAGAUAUGGCUCUCUCAGUUAAGCUGAGUUGGUUAAAAAAUAAUAUUAAAGCUUGGGUCAAAGUUGAAAAGGAAAGAUCUAAUGGGGAAUAUUUAGUUAAGAAAAAUCGGAUCCAACAUUUGGAAAGGUUAGCGGAGUCGAGGUCGUUGGAGGUUGGGAAGUUGAACGAAAGGGCGGAAUGUAUUAGUUUCAUCAUGGAUACAGAUCACAGAAAUCAACUGGAUGCCAAGCAAAAAUCCCUAUCUAGGUGGGCCCUCGAAGGUGAUGAAAAUUCUGUUUUUUAUCAUAAUGUUAUCAAUGCCAAUAUUAGUAAUAAUUGUAUUAAUGGCUUAAUGGUUAAUGGUGUAUGGAGUUCGGAUCCGGUGGUUGUAAAAGAAGCAUUCUUUGAAUUUUUUGCUAAUCAGUUUGUGGAACCGAUGGUUACUCAGCCUACCAUUACGUGUCAAAAUAUGGUUUCACUGUCUACGGCUGAAGCUAAUUCUCUUGUAGUGCCUUUUUCUCUUACGGAAAUAAAGGAAGCUAUAUGGGGUUGUGUUGGUGACCGGGCUCCGGGCCCGGAUGGUUUUAAUUUCAAAUUUAUUAAAAACAACUGGGUGUGA